UUAAAUUAAUUCUCUUGCUUGUUUUAAAAUUUUGCAGUUAAUUAGUUCAUUUUUCUGAUUUUAUCUGAAUCGUAGUUCAUACAAUUGACCUUGAACUCGAAAUUUGACCUUAACCUUGGAUCUUUGCAAUGAAUAAAAAAAAUGUCGAUUUGUCAACAACCUUGAAGGUUAAGGUUCUUGUUUAUUUUUAUCCUUCACUUGAGCUUAUUGUUAAUUUCUGUUUAUUUACUGCAAGUUAAUCAAUUGAUUGGUGUUUCUCCUCUUCUUUUAAUUACCUCAAAACUAACAUUCAUCAUCUCUAUUAUCACCAUCAUCUAAUUCAUGUGAUUAAAAUCAUCUAAUUCUAUUCUACAUUUUAAUUUAUCUCUUUUUCUGUAACAAGUGAAUGUCUCUCAUUGUCAUUGUUUACCUUUUUCUAGUUUGUUGUUAAGAUGAUGUUUCACUUUCAACUGAUUAUCCUGGUUAAUUAUUUGUUCCACUGAUUACAGUUCACUUAAUUCAAUGAAUUUCUCCAAUUACACCAAUCAUCCUAUUUAAUUCGCUGAGUAAAACUGUUAAUUGUUACCAACCUCAUUCUCUCCUUCAAACCAAAUGGUCUCAAUGUCCAAUACAUAAGCAAACAUAUUCUAUUAAUUAAUCGCAAUCAUCAGUGUUUUUAUUUGUUCUUUGAUGAUUUAUUGUUAUCGAAUUUUAUUCUUCAAUCAUCAUCGAUUCUCAAACCAUAUUGGCUUUUCAAUUAUCUCUCAUCAUUCAUCAAUCGUUAUUUAUUUACUCAUCUCGUUAUUGUGUUUACUCUUGCGGUCGAAAUGUUUUCAGAUCGACAAACGCCUUUGAUUAAAAUUGGUCAUUACAUUUUGGGCGAAACUCUUGGGGUUGGAACCUUUGGAAAAGUGAAGACUGCGAAACAUCAGUUGACUGGACACAAAGUCGCUGUUAAAAUAUUGAAUCGAGAGAAGAUCAAAAAUCUUGAUGUCGUUGGUAAAAUAAGGAGAGAAAUUCAGAAUCUCAAAUUGUUCCGUCAUCCGCAUAUAAUUAAACUUUACCAAGUGAUUAGUACUCCUUCUGAUAUUUUCAUGGUGAUGGAAUAUGUUUCUGGUGGUGAAUUAUUUGAAUAUAUUGUUAAACAUGGGAAAUUGAAGGAAUCGGAAGCAAGAAGAUUUUUCCAACAAAUUAUCUCCGGUGUUGAUUAUUGUCAUCGUCAUAUGGUCGUUCAUCGAGAUUUAAAGCCCGAGAAUUUGUUGCUCGAUUCAAACCAAUGUGUUAAAAUCGCCGAUUUCGGCCUUUCUAACAUGAUGAUGGACGGAGAAUUCCUAAGAACCUCUUGUGGGUCACCUAAUUACGCAGCUCCGGAAGUGAUUUCGGGCAAAUUAUAUGCUGGACCCGAAGUGGACAUUUGGAGUGCAGGGGUCAUUCUAUAUGCUCUUCUUUGCGGAACUUUACCAUUCGAUGAUGAACAUGUUCCAUCACUUUUCCGAAAAAUUAAAACUGGUAUAUUCCCGAUUCCCGAUUAUUUGAACAAAACGACAGUUGAUUUAUUGGUUCAUAUGUUACAAGUCGAUCCAAUUAAAAGAGCAACAAUGGAAGAUAUCAAAAAUCAUGAUUGGUUCAAAAAAGAUUUACCUGGUUAUUUGUUUCCAAUUCCAAGUGAAUCAGAUGCAUCGAUUAUUGAUAUAACUGCAAUCAAAGAAGUCUGUGAGAAAUUUGGUGUUUCUGAUAAAGAAGUUCAUAGUUCCCUUUUAAGUGGUGAUCCUCAUGAUCAAUUGGCAAUUGCUUAUAAUUUAAUAAUUGAUAACAAGAGAAUCGAAGACGAAACAUCAAAAUUGGACAUUAAAGACUUUUAUGUGGCCUCAUCACCUCCUCCGCCCUCAUACUAUGAUAGUCCUUCUCGAUUCGGUAUAAAUGUCCUCAAUCGUACGCGGCUCUUUAGUGGCUCAAGUCUAAGUUCCAGUGUAGAAAAAUCAUCGAAAGGAACACCGAUGAAAAAAGCGAAAUGGCAUUUAGGUAUUCGAUCCCAAAGUAAACCAAAUGACAUCAUGAAUGAAGUUUUCAAAGCAAUGAAAACUCUUGAUAUGGAAUGGAAAAUUGUAAACCCAUUCAAUGUUCGUGCUCGAAGGAAAAGUUCACAAUCAGGUCGCUUCAUCAAAAUGGCCUUACAACUUUACCAAGUCGAUCAUAAGAGUUUCCUUCUUGAUUUUAAAUCGUUACCAAGUGUUGAAGAUACAGAGAGCAAAGAAAACACUGAGGAUUCAAUUGAAGGAGAAACGGGCACCGGUGGAGAAUCAGUUAACGAAGACAAAGGAGAAGGUGCCGAUGGUGACAAUUUAAACACAACAAUUACUCCAACCCUGACAAUUAACAAUUCGAUAAACGAUCCAUACUCGUCUAAAUCUCACCUACAUCAUGUUAUGGAUUUUUUUGAAAUGUGUGCUUCACUAAUUACCCAAUUAGCUCGUUGAAAUAAUCUUCGUUGAUUAGUUAAUAGUUUAGUUUGUUAAAAAGAUUAGUGUUGAUAUUUAAAUUUUCAAUUGAAUCGCAAAUGAAAAAGUUUAAUUUGGUUCUACUGUAAAUUCACUUUAACUAAGACAGAAAAGUCUACGAACUCAUCAAAUUAAUUAUAUUCUUAACUUAUUGAAAACAGAAAGUACACUAACAAUACACCAAUUAAGUAACAAUAUCUAAUAAUUAACUAAUUAUUUCUGCUGAUUGAAUUUACAUCAAGUUGGAAAUUGUCACAAUCGUUGCCAAUAAGAUUGCAAUCAGAUCACAAACUAUUAAUGUAAAUACACUGUUAUUGAUGAAAUUAAAUUUAAAUUCAUUGGAUGUUGUUACCAAAUUUGUACAGAGAAUUAAUAAUAAAUGAAUAAAAGAGUUAAAUUGUAA
Panonychus citri (citrus red mite) is the source of this 2880-nucleotide messenger RNA. RefSeq names its product 5'-AMP-activated protein kinase catalytic subunit alpha-2-like. Gene Ontology annotation, cellular component: cytoplasm. Lineage: Eukaryota; Metazoa; Arthropoda; Arachnida; Trombidiformes; Tetranychidae. Gene Ontology annotation, molecular function: protein serine/threonine kinase activity; ATP binding. The record is from RefSeq and is a predicted model, not a curated record. The coding region runs from base 807 to 2456 and encodes 549 amino acids. Gene Ontology annotation, biological process: intracellular signal transduction; protein phosphorylation. The transcript is spliced from 8 exons.